Molecule: messenger RNA, 849 nt
Organism: Theobroma umbraticum
Lineage: Eukaryota; Viridiplantae; Streptophyta; Magnoliopsida; Malvales; Malvaceae
Source: RefSeq, a predicted model, not a curated record
AUGAGCAAUGGCGUGGGGAGGAAUGACCACCUUUACACCGUUUACUCCAAAAGGCAGGAUAUUUUUGACCAUCUAUGUCUAAAGAUGCUUUACAGCUUGAAAAGGCUUACACUAGAUGUUUUGAACAACCAAAUGUACAAAAGUGCUGGAACACCAUUGAAAUGUGUUUCCCCUGCUAAUGUCAAUCCAUUGUUAGAAGAAGUGCAUGCAGGUAGUAGUGGAGAACAAGAAGGUGGAAGGAAGCUUUAUCAGAAGCUUUUGGAUCUUGGGUAUUAUUGGCCUACUAUGGAAGCGGAUGCAGUGAAUUAUGCAAGGAAGUGUUAUCUAUGUCAAAUUUAUGGGAAUGCUAUACAUGCUCCAGCUGUACAACUUCAUAGCAUCAUUACUCCAUGGCCAUUCCAUACUUGGGGGUUUGAUUUAAUUGGACCUAUCAAUCCUCUUUUUAAAGGAUAUGCUUGGAUAUUAGCAACAACAGAGUGCUUUACUAAAUGGGUGGAAGCUAUUUCUUUGAAGAAUGCGAUUGGUCCAGCGGUGGCAAAUUUCAUCAAGGAAAACAUCAUUUGCAGGACUUCCAAGCGUGGACCUACUAAAGCAACUCUUUUUUCACUAGUAUAUGGGACAGAGGCUAUAUUAUCGGUUGAUAUUCUAGUUCCAUCUGCAAGUUUAGCUUUAAAUGCUGAAUUUGAUAAUGAUACUUUACGGAUAUUAAAAUUUGAAGUGCUAGAGGAAAAAAGAGAUAGAGCAAAGAAGAACUUAUCAGUUUAUCAGAGGAGGUUGAGUAGAGCUUAUGACAAGUUAGUGAAAAAGAGAGGUUUUGAAGAGGGUGAUCUAGUACUUCGUGCAACUUAA